AUGUGGUUUACGUGUUUAAAGGAUUUGUGCGCUUUGCGGGAAAACCUUACAGCAUCGGACCCUCCGCAGCGUUUACUAGUUUAUGUCCUUGUUCCAUUCGUUAUAAUUUUUUUAUAUAGCACGAUAAGCUGCUUUUUAUUCACAUUCCCGUUCUCAUCAGAUUCAUGUAACAGGAUAUCUUCCAAUAUAUUGUAUAUCAGUACGAAAACGACGAUAUUUUCACAAUGCUGUUGA
Acanthoscelides obtectus is the source of this 234-nucleotide messenger RNA. The record is from the annotation of a GenBank genome assembly. Lineage: Eukaryota; Metazoa; Arthropoda; Insecta; Coleoptera; Chrysomelidae.